This is a messenger RNA of Anopheles bellator, 650 nucleotides long. Its product is annotated as glutathione S-transferase 1-like. The transcript has 2 exons. Gene Ontology annotation, biological process: glutathione metabolic process. Lineage: Eukaryota; Metazoa; Arthropoda; Insecta; Diptera; Culicidae. The record is from RefSeq and is a predicted model, not a curated record. Bases 3 to 650 code for a protein of 215 amino acids. Gene Ontology annotation, molecular function: glutathione transferase activity.
CAAUGGAUCUCUACUACCACAUCCGGUCACCGCCGUGUCAAUCGGUUGUGUUUCUUGCCAAACACAUGGGUCUCGAGUUAAACUACAAAACUAUCAACGUGUACGACCCAAACGAUUUGGAGAUACUGAAGAAGAUUAACCCGCAGCACACCAUUCCCACGCUAGUUGAUAACGGGCACUUGGUGUGGGAAUCGUAUGCUAUACUGAUCUACUUAGUGGAGAAAUAUGCCUUGGAUGAUAGCCUCUAUCCAUUUGAACCAACCGAACGUUCGGUGGUCAAUCAGCGACUUUUCUUCGACAUCGGAACACUCCACGGCAGCAUGAUGUCCUUCCUUUGGUUCUACAUCCGAAAACAGCCGGCCACGGACGAAGUGGUGACUAAAUUGAAGCGCGCCCUCGACCUAUUGAACACGUUUCUCCAGGAUCAUCCGUACGUGGCCGGGCAAAAGCUAACGAUCGCCGAUUUUCCUUUAUUCGUUAGUGUUUCUUCACUGAGUUGGGGUCAGUACGAUUUUACUCCCUAUCCCAGAAUAGAAAGUUGGGCAGCCAAGAUGGCGAAGCAUAUUCCCGAGCUAGAGACGAUGCGUAAAAAAGCAGACGAGGGAAUUAAAGCGUUGAUAGCAUCGAGAGCUGGUCAAAGCACAAAAUAA